Paralichthys olivaceus (Japanese flounder) is the source of this 6395-nucleotide messenger RNA. RefSeq names its product E3 SUMO-protein ligase PIAS1-like. Gene Ontology annotation, cellular component: chromatin. Gene Ontology annotation, molecular function: zinc ion binding; transcription coregulator activity; SUMO ligase activity. Gene Ontology annotation, biological process: protein sumoylation; regulation of transcription by RNA polymerase II. The record is from RefSeq and is a predicted model, not a curated record. NCBI's taxonomy places the organism in Eukaryota, Metazoa, Chordata, Actinopteri, Pleuronectiformes, Paralichthyidae.
CUGUGCGCGUUCACGCUGCACUCUGCGCGUCCCAGUCAUGUGACAGCAGCUCACCGCGCCUGCGCAGAGAAAUACAAGAUGGCGGAGAGUGCGGAACUGAAGCAAAUGGUGAUGAGCCUGCGGGUGUCAGAGCUACAGGUGCUGCUAGGCUAUGCUGGGCGCAACAAGCACGGACGCAAACAUGAGCUGCUGACCAAGGCGCUGUAUCUGCUGAAGGCCGGCUGCAGCCCCGCUGUGCACAUGAAGAUCAAAGAGCUCUACAGACGACGCUUUCCUGCCAAAAUGGUGUCCCACUCAGAGCUGGCCCUGCCUGGACCGCACCACCCAGCCACAGCUGGAAUGGUUGGAGGAGGGGGCGCCGUGCUGCCCGCUGGCCUGACACAGCUGGCUUAUGAGGGUCAUGCCGGUCACGGUGGAGCCCCCUCGCCCGCUGCCCUACUGCCCCUCUCACUGCUCGGCCCUGGGAAACAUGAGCUGACUGGGCUGACGCAUCAUCUACCCACCUCAGCCACACUGCACCCGGUCCAUCCAGAUGUCAAGCUCCAGAGGCUCCCCUUCUAUGACAUGCUGGACGAGCUCAUCAAGCCCACAAGUCUAGGUGAGGAAAGAUCCUCAGACAACAGCCAGCGGUUUCAGGAGACAUGUUUCGCCUUCGCAUUAACACCACAGCAAGUCCAGCAGAUCAGCAGCUCAAUGGACAUCUCGGGGACCAAAUGUGAUUUCUCAGUUCAAGUUCAGUUGCGGUUUUGCCUGUCGGAGACGAGCUGUCCUCAGGAAGACCAUUUUCCACCCAAUCUCUGUGUGAAAGUCAACGGGAAGCCGUGUAACCUGCCGGGUUAUCUUCCUCCUACCAAAAACGGUGUAGAGCCCAAGCGGCCCAGCCGGCCCAUCAACAUUACCUCAUUGGUCAGAUUGUCCACCACUGUCCCCAAUACCAUCGUGGUGUCGUGGACCGCUGAAAUCGGAAGGAGUUACUCCAUGGCAGUGUACUUGGUGAAGCAGCAGUCGUCAACAGCGUUGUUGCAGAGACUACGGGCGAAGGGCAUCAGAAACCCAGACCACUCCAGGGCGCUCAUCAAAGAGAAGCUAACAGCAGACCCAGACAGUGAAAUAGCCACGACCAGCCUUCGAGUGUCACUGCUCUGCCCGCUGGGGAAGAUGCGGCUGAUGAUCCCAUGCCGGGCGCUGACAUGCUCCCACCUGCAGUGCUUUGACGCCACACUCUACAUCCAGAUGAACGAGAAGAAACCCACCUGGGUUUGUCCCGUGUGUGACAAGAAGGCUCCCUAUGAACACCUCAUCAUUGACGGGCUUUUCGUCGAGAUCCUCAACAGCUGCUUGGACUGUGAUGAGAUCCAGUUUAAAGAGGAUGGCAGCUGGGCCCCCAUGAGGUCUAAGAAGGAAGUGCAGGAGGUGUCGUCUGCUUCUUACAACAACGGGGUGGAUGGUUCAUGCCGAACGUCCUCGGGAUCAGAUCAGCGGAGCUCCUCGUCGUCCAGCCACGGCGGCGACAGCGGCAGCAACAGUAAAAAAGUGGAAGUGAUCGACUUGACACUGGACAGCUCCUCAGAUGAGGAGGAGCAGGAUUCACCGCCGCCGCCACCUCCGCCCCCUCCAGCCAAAAGAGCGUGUCCCUCUAUGUCUCCGACGUCGCCGCCCAUCAACAACAAAGGCGUGUUGAACCUGCACCACCAGGCCUCUCCUGUGAGCUGCACCCCGAGCAUGCCAGCGAUGGACACUAGCUACAUCCCUCCUGUACCCCCACUCAUCCAAGAUUACAGACCCUACUACCACCCCCCCAACGACCUCUCAGAGUUGAACUUCUUCUCUUUUCUUCAAGGCGACAAUCAUCAGCAUUACAACAUGGUGAUGGCAGCAGCGGCCGCCGCUUCAGCCUCAGACGACCACGAGCUGCUUCUCAACCGCUUCCUGCCCUACAGCACCACCUCCUCCUCCGCCUCCCAGCUGUUCCUCGACCAAUCAGGAGCCUCGUCGGCCACUUCGCUGACCGUGCCGACCAACGGUGCGAGCAGCUCGGGCAGCAGCAGCAGCCUGGUGUCGUCCAGCAGCCUCCGCGACACUCACUCCACACACUCGUCUUCACACUCGGGCUCGCACUCCGCACACACACACCCCGGAGUGGUGGCCAGUCGUAGCAGCGCUGAAGCAGCAGUGGCAGCUAUUUACGGUGGAAUACCCGACGUCAUAUCAUUGGACUGACUGUAAAAGAGCCGAGGACACACUUUGGGUCAAGCUACGAUCCAGUAACAAAACCAAUCACAAACAGUUUGACUGCAGGGUGACGUUUUGAUCCAGAAACUAGACUGGCCCCCCUGAGUCAUUAAACUCCAAGUGUGAUGUCGUGAUGACAAGGCUGCCUCAAGAAGAGCACUAAUGUAAUGAGUGGGUGAUCUGAGGGUUCCCUUCACGACGCUGACCUGAGGACCGGACUGAGUCAUCAGUGACACUGUGUUGGUGAACUGACCUCAGAGCAGAAACCGUCACACUGUUCUCGUGGUACCAACCUGGCACAGACAGCAAAGAUGCUACCUGAGCAAAAACACAAAGGAGGACGGCUCUUUUUUACGAAAGCGAGGAGCAGCACCGUGUACAGAGAACAAAAUAUAUUUUCCUCUUUUACUUUUGUAUGUUAAAUCUGAACAUUUACAGUCGAGUGGGCUGCUUCUGUCGCCAUUUUAAAGAUGAGGACUUUUACACAAAGCUUAUACAUAUGCCUGUUGCCAUGUGAUUUUAUUUUCCUCCUCUUUUGUCUCUAUUCUCUUUGAAUUUCUCCAUAAUUAACUUCAAGUCUCCUCCUCUCCUGCUCAAGCUCAUUUUUAAACUGUUGUUUCUCUAUCGAAGACAAGAACUUUUCAGAGGCUGAAUUUAAAGUCUAUUCAUAUGCUAAUAAUUGUAUUAUGCUUUUAAGUUAUGUAUGAUAUUUAAACAGGUUAUGCAUACAUAUAUAUGUGUGUGUGAGUGUGUGUGCGCGAGUGUGCGUGAGUGCGUGUGUGUGUGCGUGCGUGCGUGCAUUCCCUUUGACCUUCAGGUUAAUGCUGUUGGGAGUGUGUAGGUGGAAAUUAGCCAUUUCUGGUUUUUCACUUCUUGAUUUCCAGUUCCAGAAAGAGACUCAGCAAACUUUUAGACUAUUUAUAUUUACCAGUUACAUUUUGAGCUGGAAGUUUCUUUUGCUUUUUCCUUUUUUUGCCAAAAUGCCAAAAAAAUAAUAUACGGUACCUAUGAAAAGUGAUCACAAUAAUAAGAGUGCAGUUGCAUCUGUCUGUUGCCGCAGUGUUUUCAGUCAAUUGUCCAGCUGGUGGUUGUUCAGACACUUUUAACUUUGUCCUCUUUGUCUCUCGUCUCCUAGUUUUGUAUUUUUCUGCCGGACUGUUAGGAAGUAAUUCAGACAGACGUCAGUAUGUUGUAGCAGCGCCGGGCCUUUUAAAGAGACAGGCUUUCCCUGACAUGUGCCACAGCUUCACUGGAGCGAGUGACCAAGUUUAAACCAGUGCCUGUUUGUGCGCACGCGUCUCCACGACACGUUUGAAGUAGAGUUUUCAGAGGAAUGUCUUCUAUGGUCACCCACCACAGCCGAGGCCCAGCUCUGUCUGGACAAAAAACUUGAGCUGCGAUUGAUUUCUGUCUCUGGAGUUUUCUUCGGGGACAAAGCAAAGAACAGGUGUAAGCAGGACGUUGGGGCCACAGUGAAAGCGGCUGAUCUUAGCAUGUCAGCGUAGACUGUGCACAGAGCCCGUUAAGUUUAAAAAUACAUGACCUGUCUGGAACCUAAAACACCCCAGGAGAUAAGUCAGUGUACAAUGUGGAAGUGUCAAAGCGAGGCAGAGUUUUUUUCAGGAUUCCUCCGUGUUGUUGCCAUUCAGCUGAAAAUGUCGGGUUUGCUCACGAAUGUAAUGUAAGAUUUUAAGAGUGGACUCACUUUAGUUCCUGCUUUCAUUACAGUUAUUAUAUCCGCUGUGGUCUGGUCAUAUGACUGGUGACGUGCAGUGAGACCUGGAACACCUCCAGCCUCGUCUGCCCACCUUCCCCCUCCACCUCCUUCUGCCUGUGCGUCCUUGAAACUUUCCCAGAGUCCCGUCUUAUCAGCCUCUCCUCAAUCUCCCACUUGCGGACGUCUGAGACAGGCAGCUCACGUCAAAGCCUAAUUAUCCCAACCACAAUAACAUAAUCACCUCUGACAGCACCCCCCCGUGACCUGACGUCCCCUGUCCUGUCCUAACUGAGCGCAGUCGACGACCUAGCAUUACCCCCAGCUCCCCCCUCCCUCCCUCGCUCCCUCAACCACUCUCGACAUCUCUAACUUUCUUCCCCGUCCUCUCAUGGGAACCCCAGCUUUCAAACUGACUCAAUCAUUUGCUGGAGCAAGUCUCGUGUAUUUCCUGUGUUGUGCAGUGUUUUAUUUAUUUUGUCAUCUUAUUUCUACAUAUUAUAUUUUUUACACAAAUGUUUGAUGUCCGUGGGUGAGCGUGUGAGUCGGCUGUUGCAAUGUGAUUUUAUUUAAUAAGCGUUUUGUUAUUAUUUGCCAGCGGAGCGAUUUUUCAACAAGGUCUUGUUCAGUUAUUUGUCUUGGAAAAAUCUCUGAGUAUUGACUUGGGUAACACUUUAUAAUAAGGGCACGAAACACAUGCUUAAUUAAUAAUUAAUGACUCAUAAUGAUAUAAUAGGUCAAUUAAUUCAGUUAUGAAGUUUGCUGAUAAUCAUUAAGGAAUGAUGGUCUCAGUGUGAGUUUAUGUGAUUAGGUAAAAUCUAAUGAAUCGUUCAUACAUUCAUUUAAAUUAGCCAUUCAGGCUUUUUCUUUUUUCUUUAAAUCAAACUGGUUGUCAGAUGAAAACAUGAACGUGUUGCUGAAAUUACCUCGAGGUAUCAGCUGCAUUAUCCUGUAGUUGUGAACAUGACAUGAGUCAUUCAUCUCCUCUUCUUCAUCCUGAGAUAUUUAUAUUUUAUCUCAAAAUGUUAAAGAACCUUACAUCUGGAUCAUUCCUCAAUCAGAUGUGCUCGGAAAGUUAACAGGUUCUUCCUCGACUUAGACCACACCCACUCACCAAGUUUCAAGAAAACCACCCCCGUAGUUUGUUUGUAAUCUUGCUGACAGACAAACAGCGAUGACAGCAUAACCUCCUUGUUGGAGGUAAUUAUACAGACAACAUUAAGACCAAUCACUUGCUAGCUUGUAAAUAAGACCCAGAGAAAAACGACUGGUUCAAGUGUUCGUCCCUGACUGAGCUUCAUAAGUAGAUUCCAGUGAAAUGAAAAAUGAAUGAGUUCACAUUCAUUAAGUGAUGAUCUCUCAAGUGUGAACUAAUCUCAUGAACCUGCGUGUUUGUGCCUUUAUUAUUAAUGUCACCAUGACGAUCUUUACUCACCAAGAAUUUGAUCCUUGUGUCAGUUGAAUAUUAAUCACCAGUGUUUGGAUACACAACUAAUGAUUUAAUUUAUUUAAUCUUUCUUCAGACUCCUCAUGCAGUAGAUCACUCAAUAUGGAGUGUGAGACCAUUCUGAAUGUGUUUCUGUUGACGUGCUCGACGUACUCUCUAUGUUGGAAAACCAUCAAAUCAGAUCCUCUCCCCCUGCGACUUGUUCCACUGAGCGUUCACAGCUCCCUCCUGUGGUUCCCGUUGGUUAGUUUAAGGGAGAGACAGUCGUUAUUGUGUGGGUGAGUUUUCUCUUCCUUUUCAUUCUCUAACAAAUGUGUGUAAGAAAACUUGCAGUGAUGGAAAAGCACAAGGCUGAGUGCCUCUGAACCUGCAUUUUAUACAUACAUCAUUUUUCUCAGAAGCUUGUGUCGGCUAUUUUGAAUUCUGUGGAAGGACACGGGGACAAAGGUUUUAUCAGUAGUUGAUCUUAACUGGUUCCAAGAGCUCUGCAAGCAGCUCAACUCUUCAGUUGUCAUUACGUCUCUCCAGAGAUAAAAGGGAAAGGUCAACAAUGUGUAUAUUAUUAUCUGUAUGGAAACCUGAACUCUGAAAGUUCAGAUCCAAACGUGGGUAUUUGAUGUCCGUUUGUACGCUUUUUUUGUGUGUCAGUUCAGAGCGAGAGAAUAAAUUAAUUUAUAUAUUUUUUAGAAAAAUUAAAGCUGUACGAUUAUUGAGAAAAAUAAAAAAGGACUGUGGCCAAUAAAGAGUCUCACACAAGGGAAAUAAUCUCAAGUCAGACUCAAGUCGGCAUCUGCACUCACUGCCUUAAAAACAUUCACAGGUUCUGUUUCACAGCUCCGAUCCAAGAAAUAUCUCAAACAAGGCAUUUGGAGGAGGGGAGAGAGAAGACGGUGUACAGUAGACCCCUUGUCAAUUUGUACAAAUAUACCAAGUGAAAAAAAUAUUUAUUACCUGCAUUGGAAGAAAUUGUUUACUUAUUGAAUGUUACCUGUUUAUGUAGAA